This is a messenger RNA of Rotaria sordida, 705 nucleotides long. The record is from the annotation of a GenBank genome assembly. NCBI's taxonomy places the organism in Eukaryota, Metazoa, Rotifera, Eurotatoria, Philodinida, Philodinidae.
AUGGAAGAUUCAUUUAUUCAAUUGAAUUAUUUACCUGAUGAAAUUCUUAUGAUUAUUUUUAAAAAAUUGAAUAAUUUUGAUGUACUCUAUUCUUUAAUGGGUAUUAAUAAACGACUUGAUAAUAUUUUACAAGAUUCAAUUUUUACAAGAUAUUUAACAUUGACAAAACCACCUAUUGGUUCAAAACAAUUUACUGAUGCAAUAAUUGAUCGAAUUUGUGUUGAAAUUUUACCUAAAAUUCAUGGUAAAAUUGAAUGGCUCAAUAUUGAAUCAUCAUUUAUUAAUCGUAUUCUUUCAACAAAUUAUCCUAAUUUACAUACACUGGUUUUACACAAUCUUUCAUUAGAAAGAGCGAGAGAUCUCUUUACUGAUGGAAGUUAUUUUAUUUGUGUUUUCGAAUAUCAAUUAUCAUCACUUGUUAUUCAUACUGAUCAAAGUCAAAAAGCAACAAGUUCAUUUAAAGAUAUCAAUAUAUUUCUAUAUACACAAAUCUUGACUAUGUUCAAGAAUUUACAAUAUUUAAAUUUCAGUCCAUUUGCUUAUCCUAAGAGUCAUCAAUUAACAUUUAAUUUAUCAUUUCCAAAUGUUUUCUCAUCAACUCUAUUACAUCUACAUGUCACCGUAGAUACUUUCGACGAUUGUCUCUAUUUACUUGAUGGUCGUUUCAAUCAACUUAAUACAUUCGAUGUUACCAUAUAUUUUUAA